AUCAAAUGACUUUACGAUCCAUAAUUAGGCAAAUUAAUUGAUCAGAUGUUUCAGAUUUGUUAAUAAAUUCAGCUCUGCUAACAUGGGAAAUCAUUUACAUUCUUGUGAAAAUCGCUAUUUUAUAGCUUUUGGAUUCAUAUUUCUUACUUAUUUUUUUUGGAUGGACCUAAUGCUCUAUUAUCAUUUGCAAAAUCGAAAACCAGGUCUCCAAAUUAAUGCUAGUCAAAAAGCCCCACAUUUCUAUACACCGUUUUCAGAUAUGACAAUGAAGCUCAUUAUGUGUGAUUCUCCUAAUCAUUAUAUAUGGACACCUUUAGCUCAAUUAUCUGUAGAUGUAUUACAUUUAACGAAAUUAUUUCCUGGCCUAACUGCUAAUAUGAUAACAUUUGCUCAUUUCUGUGUUGCAAUUAUUGCAGCAAAAUUUAUAUCAUAUGACCGUUUAUGUAUGAGAAGAAUUGGAGUUUUAUUAUUUGAAUUUAGAACAUUCUUAGAUGCAUUAGAUGGUGUUAUUGCGAGAGAACGUAAAAAUAAGCGCUAUCUAAUGGAAUCUGAACAUGGAACAUGGGGUUAUAUAUGGGAUGGCUCAGCCGAUAUCUUUGGAUCUUUAAUAUUAAUGCUGGCUGCUUUCAAUUAUUUAUAUAAUAAAUUUCAUAGGAUAUCUAUACAUGAAGGGGGUUAUAAAUUGUUAGAAUCUGGAAAUGGUAAUUUAGAGAAUAAAACAACUAUAUCAACCAAAGUCAUAUGGUCAAAAUUAUUUAGUAUUGCUAUAUUGAUGACAUUUAGUUUAUCAUUUUGGGAUAGAUAUAUAACAAAAUACCAUUUCUUCCUUGAAAACAUAUAUGCCACCCCUAAUCAACAAAUAUUAGAAAAUGAAGUCCUUAAAUCAUCAUCAAUGUGGAUUAUCAUAUGGUUUUGGAGGUUAUGUAAUGCUCAUGCAUUUUUAGAGAUAUGUAUGAUAGCAAUUUUUGUUGACAAAAUAUGGGAAUUUUUGUGUUGGAUCCAGUAUAUUGGAUUCUUUGUGAUAUCAUUAUUAAUAUUAGUUAGUGAAAUUCAUUUGCGCAAUACAAUUCAAUUUAUAGGUCCUAUCAUUCCUACCUAAAAUUCAAAAUACAUCCAAAUAUUUAUACCACUACAUAUUAUUUUACAAUACUUUUUUGUAAUUUUUUUUUUUAAACUUAUAUUCAAAAUUAGUCAUUAUGUGCUAAAGAGUGUUCUAUUUGUGAUAUUUAAGAAUCUGGUUUAAAAAUUAGUCAUUAAAAUAUUCUAUAGAUAAUUUUAUAUCUUUUGUGAUAUUUAAGAAUUUGCUUUCAAAUCUAUUCAUCACAUUAACACCUUAAUAACAUUUAUAGUAUUUUAUUUAUAAUUUAAAUUAUAUAUUGGUGUGAUAGUUGUGAUAUAUUUAGCUUUUGUGAAAAUUUAUUGAACAUUUAUUAUACUCAAAACAAAAAUAACACUUUAUUUAAUAUAUUAAGUUGUCAAAUUUUGGACAAAUCUUCCUUUAUGCUU
This is a messenger RNA of Gordionus sp. m RMFG-2023, 1506 nucleotides long. Its product is annotated as ceramide phosphoethanolamine synthase-like. The coding region runs from base 83 to 1099 and encodes 338 amino acids. NCBI's taxonomy places the organism in Eukaryota, Metazoa, Nematomorpha, Gordioida, Chordodea, Parachordodidae. The record is from RefSeq and is a predicted model, not a curated record. The transcript is spliced from 5 exons.